Molecule: messenger RNA, 780 nt
Organism: Schizosaccharomyces osmophilus
Lineage: Eukaryota; Fungi; Ascomycota; Schizosaccharomycetes; Schizosaccharomycetales; Schizosaccharomycetaceae
Gene: rfp1
Product: SUMO-targeted ubiquitin-protein ligase subunit Rfp1
Exons: 1
Coding region: 1-780 (259 amino acids)
Cellular component (GO): SUMO-targeted ubiquitin ligase complex
Molecular function (GO): ubiquitin-protein transferase activity
Source: RefSeq, a predicted model, not a curated record
AUGCCCUUAAAUGAAUCCAUAGAUGUGAAUUCAAAUGAUGUGAUUGAUUUAACAAGAACUUCUUCUCCCAGUAACGAUCCGCCGCAAUUAUCUGGUCAAACAGUAAUUGAUGUUGACGCUAUACCCGAUGACCCAUUCACGGCGACUCCAAUGGAAGAGCGACCGCAAAGGGGACGUAGUCGGCGUCGAAUUCGAAGACGUCGGAAUUUGGCAUCGGCAUCCAACCCAUUGUCUUACCUGGAAGACAUGGUGUACUUAGGUCCACAAGUCGUUUCCCGGAGAUCUUCCAGAGGUUCUCGCAGUCUACUUGAAAUAAUGACUCGCUCAUUUCCCGAACUAGGGUCAGCAAAUUCAAUGUCUCCAUCUUUAUUUGAAAUGCUUUUGGGUAGAAUGAGGUACGAUGGUUCUUAUUUUGGUCAAGAAGCCAAUGCUUCUGGUAGUAACGAUUAUUUCUCUGACUUUGUCCCUGAAUCAGAAACUCAAUCGCCUUCGAUCGAAGAACGAAGGGCAACUUAUGUUCCUCCGAAGCCUGCCACAGAGGGAUAUACGAGAAACUUUGGUUCUGAAACGACCAUAGCAUGCCCUCGCUGCCAUGAAGAACUAGGAAUUUCGAAAAGCAUUGAAAAGUCAAGUGUCUGGGCUACCAAAUGUGGUCAUGUUUAUUGUGGAUCCUGCUCAAAAGUGCUAAAAACAAGUCGACGGCCGGAGGCCAAAUGUACAGCAUUAGGAUGUAAUCGUUAUUUGAACACAAAAAAUGCAAUGUGGGAAUUGUACUUUUAG